Messenger RNA from Orcinus orca (killer whale), 11900 nucleotides. RefSeq lists its product as uncharacterized. Bases 235 to 876 code for a protein of 213 amino acids. Lineage: Eukaryota; Metazoa; Chordata; Mammalia; Artiodactyla; Delphinidae. The record is from RefSeq and is a predicted model, not a curated record. The transcript is spliced from 3 exons.
UCUUCACCGCAACCCGAGAGCUGCUGCUGCUACCGCCGCCGCCGCCGCCGCCUGGGCCUCUCCCCGUGCACUCACAGCAGUUGGCUGCCGCCCUCGGCCGAGAGACUCUUCCAGCCGCCGCCGCUCGCUAAGAAGCCAGAAAGAGGGCCUCGCGCUCGGGAGUCGGUGGAAGGCGCCCGUCUCUUCCGCUUGCACACUCUCCUCCCCUCUCUCUCUCCGCUUCUCGGGUCCACAAUGGCGGACAGGCUCCCUAGUCUCACUUCCGCUCUGAGCCUCCCUGACCUUCCGCUCUCCACUCUGACGUCCGCGCUCACCUCGCUCUUCCUCCCCCACCCUCCCGCCACAGGCCUUGGCUCCGCCUCCGCACCCUCACGUGAUCUGAGAUGGGCCCGCGCGGCCGACCCCUCGGCGCAUGCGCCGCGUACGGAGGGCGGUUGUGCGGCUGCGAGCGCCGGCUCUCUGAGACGACUCGGUGCCUUUCUUCUGUCGCGCUCGGAGGUGGCAGGGCGCGCGUCGGUACAGACGAAGAUGCUGAAUUAUUCAAUAAAAUUUGAUAUGAGUUCUGUGGUUCUCAUAGAGCUUCUCAUUGCCUCAGAAACAAAGUCCAAAUUCCUUCGUGGGACAUUCCAGGCCUGUCACCAGCCUCUUAGCCCUGAGUCCGUCUGCUCCUUCCGUGUUCUGACAGGUACUUGUGCAGUGGAGACCUUGCAACCUUUACUUCCUAGACUCCCUCGGCAGCUGGCUUCUAGUGGCUUCUACCAAAGAGAUACUACUGAAAAACAGGCAGAUGGGGGUAGAGGAAGAGAGACUCCCUUGUUCUCCAUCGUAUCAGUAUCCCUGCAGCAGCAGCAGUCGGCUGUGGAAGAGUGUCUUUAGUGGCACCAUCACCCACUGGGCAAAGCCUCCUCUUCAGUCUUAGCCUCAGCCCUGAAACCCCAGUCCACGGCCCUAACACCUGCGAAGGGCCCCUUCCCUAUGAUUCCAGCAGUGACGUGGCAACACCUCAGCUCCUCAGUGGAUACAGCACCAGGGAGAGGACCCCUCCUCUGAGAACAGCCGAGGUGGCAUGUCCCCAUAGUUCUGUGGUGUCUGUGGUGACACCACCUAGUCCCUUUAUUCCUCCAGUUUUAGGGGUGGUAGGUGCUUCCUUCAGUUACUAAUUUCUGGAUUUCUUUUCUACGUAAAUUUUUUUCCUAGAUUUAUUGAGAUAUGAUUGACAUACAGCACUGUAUAAGUUUAAGGUGUACAGCAUAAUGACUUGACUUACAUAUGUUAUGUAACAAUUACCACAAUAGGUUUAAACAUCUCAUAUAGACACAAAUGAAAAAAGGAAAUAUUUUUUCCCUUGUGAUGAGAACUCUUAGGAUCUAUUCUCUUGGCAACUUUCAAAUACACCACACAGCAGUGUUAACCAUAGUCAUCAUACUGUACGUUAUGUUACUUCAUUCUUGUUCUUACUUUCUCAGUUUUUCCAACAGUCGUGCAAGGAAUAAUCUGCAUUAAGUUGCCUAUAUUUGAAAUGCCUAGAGUAAUGUCCGUUUUCCUAACUGGUCCCUGACAUCACCCAUCACACCUGCUUAAAUUCCACUGGCCAGAAUUCAGUCAUGUUUCACCCAACUCAAGAGGAGGUGUCCUGGGAGAUGUGGUCUAACUGCUCCCAUGUCCAAAGAGAACACGGAUCAAGGUGGUCCUGCUACCAGCUGGUACCAGUGGUCUUUCCCACAUUGCCUAGUGAGGCACAGAGUAAGUUAACUAUGAUGCAAAAACUAGACAGGACAUUUUAAAAAAACCAAAAGAGGUAUAAUUGUCUAAAGAAAAUCUAGGUAUAUAUAACAAAAGACCUGAAAUGAGCUUAUUUUUGAAUUGGACAUUGAGUGUAGCUCUAAAUUUCCUCAAAAUGAAGGCCUAUAAAGGGAGCUCCCUGGUGGCCUAGUGGUUAGGAUUCUGGGCUUUCACUGCCGUGGCCCGAGUUCAAUCCUUCGUCAGGAAACUGAGAUCCCACAAGCCAUGCAGCGUGGCCAAAAAAAAAAUAUACUGAAAAAAAUUUAAGGCCUAUAAAGAAACGUAUGGGAUUGCAGUUUUGUUUUGUUUUGUUUUGUUUUUGCGGUACGCGGGCCUCUCACUGUUGUGGGCUCUCCCAUUGCGGAGCACAAGCUCUGGACGCGCAGGCUCAGCGGCCAUGGCUCACGGGCCCAGCCGCUCCGCGGCACGUGGGAUCUUCCCGGACCGGGGCACGAACCCGUGUCCCCUGCAUUGGCAGGCGGACUCUCAACCACUGCGCCACCAGGGAAGCCCGAAUUGCAGUUUUUAAAGUAUAUUCAACAGCCUAGAUAAGGUUUGUCCUGAAAUGAAACACAAGCGUCAUUUAUCACAUUGAUCAUCAUAUAGUAAAUAUUAGAAUAUACAAGAAUCAUAAUUUGAAGCUGUGAUAAUAUGUUCAUAAAUCUUCUGCUCAGUUCUGAUCAUAAGUAUUUUCAUUUUAAAAAUAUCAAUUUUGGGGGCAAUAAAUUUGAAUUCUUAGAUUAUUUUCUAAUGUUCAAGGCAUGUACUACCUGUGUCCAUAGGAAAAAUAAAAUAUUCAAAACUUGAAUAAAUGAUAUUAUAUUUACAUAUAUUUUUUCAAGAAUAAUAUUGGUCAAUAGCAGGAUUUGGAAUUUUCAAACUGUUACUAUUUCUUUUAGCUUAAAAGUUUUUUUCAACUUCCAUGUCUGGGUAAUGUGAUCUAUCUACAACAAAAAGCAGUUUAAUAUACUAUUAAUUUAGAGUCAGUUUCUAAAAGGAGAAUGACAGAUCCCCAACAUUUGUGGCCCUAGAGUCUAGAAGAAUUUCCGGCACAUAGUAUGUGCUCAACUGUUUACUGAAUGAGAGACAGUCGAAUCCAAAAAUGUUAAAUCUGUGAUUGCUAGUUGUAUACUUAAAACUCUAAAGCAUGCAACUCCCAUGUCUCCAGCUCUGCCCUGUUUUUAGAUAAAAAUUAGGUCAUAUCGUAUUAAUACCUGAAUCUUCCCUUCCCGCAAAAAGUCCUCCCUCCAACUAGGUAUUUCAGAGAGGCCCAGGCAGGUAUGCACACACUCACAGAUCAGGGGCGGCUGCCCUCACUGUCUCUCUACUGGCUCAACCAGACAAUCGCUGCUUCAAGCACUCUGCCUGAGCGUCUGGUACCCACCCCACCAGGUGUGCUCUGGGCACAUUCUCGUUGCCAUGGACCCAGCCUCUCAUGGAUAGCACAGCACGGCCCGCCCGCCUGGGGCCGGAGCCAGGAGGAUGCCUCCUCUCCCAUUUGUUACGUCCAGUUAGAGGGACCCCACAGCAGAGCCUUGGGGCUUUAACUUUUAAAUAUUUAGUGAGAAAUCUUGGAGUUCACCACCCCCCAAAUGAACAUUCUUUUAUGUAGAUCUUUGUACUCUUAAGCAAUUAUUUCCUCAGAAUAAGUCUCUGGGUUGAACUACAUGUCCUCUUUUUUUUUUUUUCUUUUUUUCCCCAGGGCAUUUUUUGGGACAUUUUUUUUUCAGGAAUGUGGAUUGCCAAACGAUCUGGAGAGGUUGUGCCAGUUUACCCUCCCACCAGAAACUUAGGUUGAUUUCCUAAUGCUUUUAUCAGCAAUCAUUACAUCUUCCUUUUUAAUCAAUUCCCUUCAUCUUUUUUUUUAAUUACAGUUUACGCAAGCUUCUUAGAGAUGCAUGAAUAUCAAGUUUUAUAGAAAUACAUUUUGGAAACAUUUGAAUUAUGAAAAUUCCAAUUUCAUGUAGUACAAACUGAAGUAAAUACUAUUUGAAGCACUAUUUGAACUUGGUUAAUUUGCAUAACUGAUUUCCAGAACUAACUCACAGGGCAAGGCUAGGUAAACACUCUCUGGAGUUGGUUUUUGGUUAUUUACAAUGCUGGGUAGUGGACUAAAGGCCACCAUUAAGUAAACUGACUGUGGGUGCCUGAUUGCCUCGUUCCUUCUAAAAACUUCACAUACAGACAUUUAUUCCUGUUUCCAGAAUGAGGCCACCUAUAUAAAUAAUUUUCAUGUAACAGGAAUAUUAUGUAUUAACAUUUAUCUAUGAAAAAAGACAAAUUAGCUUUUUUUUCUUUUCCUAUUCUUAAUCUGAUGUUAAAUAAUAACUGUAGGACAGGCGGACUCUCAACCACUGCGCCACCAGGGAAGCCCUGUACCUCUUAAAUGAAAGGUCAAAACAGGGAUGGAUAUUCCUGGUAAGCAGGAGUCAUAAUUCAAGUCUAGAAGAAGGGAGUGAACAGAAUCAAAAGCACAGAUAAAGCUGAUAUUUUAUUUAUGAAACCUAAGAUGCCAUUGAUUGUAAAUGGCAGCAUUAUUUUGUGUAUUACUUAGAAAAACAUUAUGAUACACUGCUUUCUUAUCACCCAAAUAUUUUAUAUUUAUAGAAAGAACUAUUUUAGACUUAGAUAAAUAUUAUUAUCAUAUACCACUCAAUAACUCUUGUAAAUACAUUAAAAAGUAGAAUACUGGGACUUCCCUGGUGGCACAGUGGUUAAGAAUCCGCCUGCCAACGCGGGGGACACGGGUUCGAUCCCUGGUCUGGGAAGAUCCCACAUGCCGCAGAGCAGCUAAGCCCGUGAGCCACAACUACUGAAGCCCGCACACCUAGAGCCCGUUGCUCCACAACAAGAGAAGCCACGGCAAUGAGAGGCCCGCGCACCACAAGGAAGAGUAGCCCCCGCUCGCCUCAACUAGAGAAAGCCUGCGUGCAGCCGCAAACGCUCAACGCAGCUAAAAAUAAAAUAAAAUAAUUUUAAAAAAGCAAAAUACUGCAUUUCAGUGAGUCUAAGACGUUUUAAAAAUAUUUUUACAUUGCAGAAAUCAGUGAGUAUAUUGUAAUCAGUGUUGCCACAGCAAAGCAUCGUAGUUCAAUGUCUCUUUACUUUUAUAACAUAUAUAAGAAAUGUAGUCUUACAAUACAUGGCACCGUAGCUUCAAUGAAAGAUGAUGUGAACAAAAUACUUCGAUUAAUGCAUUCCUAAAACAUCUUCACACCCAGGGACGAUCUCUUUUGUAUCACUCUUUAACUGACAGUCAUCCAUGUCCAUGGUUUUCUAUACAAUUAUUAUUCCCCUCUGGCAUUAAAAUGCAACAUUUGUUAAAAGAGUCCUCGAGGGCUUCCCUGGUGGCGCAGUGACUGGGGGUCCGCCUGCCGAUGCGGGGGACGCGGGUUCGUGCCCCGGUCCGGGAGGAUCCCACAUGCCGCGGAGCGGCUGGGCCCGUGAGCCGUGGCCGCUGAGCCUGCGCGGCCGGAGCCUGUGCUCCACCACGGGAGAGGCCACGGCAGUGGUAGGCCCGCGUACCGCAAAAAAAAAAAAAAAAAAAAGAGUCCUCGAAAGAACUAAGCCUCGUUUGUUCCGGACUCUAAGCCAGGUGUACAAUUUAGUAGAACUACUUUAUUAUGUUGAUAAUUACAUGUGAUUCACCAAUGCCCCCAUCUCCUAACCAUGACCUUUUCGUUUGUACCCCUGAUCUUUUGGUUGACAGAGGAUAAAAGAUUGCACCAACUGCAGCCUUUGUGGAAAACAUUUUGGUGGUUUCUCAAAAGAUUAAUCAUAGGACUACAAUACAGUGCAGAAGGUCCACUCCUAGGUAUAUAUCCAGAAGACUUGAAAGUAGAGACUCAAACAAAUACUUGUACAGCAAAGCUCAUAGCAACAUCAUUCACAAUAGCCAAAAGACAGAAGCAACCCAAGUGCCCAUCAAGUGAAGAAUGGAUAAAGAAAAUGUAGUAGAUACAUACAAUGAAACACUAUUCAGCCAUAAAAAGAAAUGCAAUUUUGAUAUUUGCUACAACAUGAAUGGACCUUGAAAACAUUAUGUUACAUGGGCUGGCAGGGAGAAGAGUUAUUGUUUACUGAGUACAGAGUUUUGGUUGAGGGUAAUGAAAAAGUUUGAAGAAGAGGUAGUGGUGAAUACCUUGUGAGUGUAUUUAAUGCCACCUAAUCGUACACUUAUGAAUGAUUGAACUGAUACAUAUUUUCUUAUGUAUAUUUUUCCACACACAAAAAAGUUUGCACCACUAUUUUAUCUUCAGAUUGCUUCCACGUCAUGCACACUCCCUCUGUAAGUCUUCAUGCUUGCCUUUUUGCGGUGUGCAGGCAACAUCUACUGUGUCACAACUGUGGUCUGGACAAUAGCAAUUGUAAGAAGCCAUUUACAUGUAUCCCAAAUUCAGAGAUGAAAAAUGUGGAAAAAUGUGUGCCUCAGAAGGAAUGAAAUGAGGGUCAGGGACUUGGGCUAGAAUUAGGUGUCGGUAUUUAAGGUCACUAGGACAGUAAUCAGAAGAGACUACAUGUGAUCCUGAGAUAAAUUCACUUGGCGACGUGGGUAGCAAAGUAGCAGACACAAAAUUAGCUGAUUUAAAUUAGUAAUCAGUUCAAUUAGAACUCAGUGCCAGAGUCACAAAGCAAAGAAUGUGUGUGAGCAUUUUGGCACGUUGAAGCAAAAAACUUAAUAAUAAUGACAUAUAAUCUACAUAAGUAUAUAUUAAAUAUAUGUGAUACACGUAAUGAACCUGACAAUGAACAGAUCUUGAACAAACAUAAGGAUGCUCUUUUGAUACCCUGCAUCUGUAGUUACUACAACACACUUUCACCUAUAUUAUUUCAUUUGACUUGACCGUUGCAACAUCCCAAUGAGGUAAUCAAAGGAACCCCUUUCAGAGAGGAGCCAGGCGCUUCCUCAGAGUCACGUCUGCUGCCAAACAGAAUCAGGGUCCAACUCUGGCUUUCUGACUCCAAAGCCCAGGUCCUUUUCCCUCACCACAGGAAUGGACCAGUAAGUACCCAGUUUACACCCUCAGUCCACAGUCCACAGACGUGGGGAUACUUGAUUGAGGGGGAAGCUAGGUCCUUCUGGGACAUUCCCUGUUCUGCAACAGGUGUAUAAUACAAAUCUUUCCCCCAGAUCAAGCCCAGAGGGACCUGAAGCUAUCUAUCAGAGUAACAGAGCAGUGGAGAAAAAGGACCACGGUGAGCUUCUAAGCGCUCCCAGAUAUUAUGAAGCUAAUCCCCAGAGCCCCAAAAUACCUCUAUGGUUUCCAUCAGAAUGAGGCUUAUGGAGAUAAGUGAUAGAUGAAGUCUUGACCUGAGUUUAUCUUAGUGAAUCUGAUGGGAUAGAAGACUGAUCCUAUGGUCAUUUCCUCACUCGCAGAAUAGAUAAUGGGAAUAAGCAUAUUUGGUAUCUGGUCAUAUCGGUCAUGACCCAUGCAGUACGUGCUAUUUUAGUAGAAAGAGCCAAAAAGAAUCCCUCAAAACGGACCACCUUGCUCUCUCUCUCCACCCACCCCCAACGCCAAUCUCCCGUAUUAUCUCCAAGGUAGUAACCCAGAAGCAGGACCACAUCCCUAGGUAACUGCAGAAAUUGGGGCUAUUUAACUUGCUCCUUCAGUUAGCAAAAGCCAAAUGGUUCUUAGAAGGUGACUGUGAAUUAUUACAAACGUGAGCAGGUGGUGAUGCCAGUUAUAGCUGAGGUUCCAAGAUGUGGUUUCUUGACAGGAGCAAAUAAACAUUGUGCUAUUGACCUAAGAAAAAGGGCUCUCCAGGCCCCUAUCAGUGAAGAUAAUCAGAAGCAAGUUGCCUUUAGGCAGCUGGGAUCCAGCUCUUACCCGGGGCUGUGCAAACUCUCUUGCUUUCUUACUCCAUCCAGACAACUUGAUUGUCUUAAUAUGCCACACUGGUUGGUCAGACAGGGUUCUGACCAGAAACAGAUGGCACACUCAAAUUGGAUAAUUUAGGAUAUAGUUUAACAAAGGGACUAUGUACAACAGUGAAGAGGUGGAAAACAAAGUCAUUACCACCCUCAGGUUUGGUACUGGUCCACCCAAAAUUCACGUCCUUCCCAGAACUCAGACCGUGACCUUAUCUGGAAAUAGGAGGAGCGGACAAAUAAACUCCUGUAUUAAAUUGGUCGCGUAACCCCACAGAAAACAGCAUUUCUUAAGUGAAUUUAAGGCGCAAGUAUUUUGACUGUAUAUCCCUAAUAAGAUAUAGUUGGAAAAAUAAAAAAAGGUUUUUAUUAUUCAUCUUUAUUCAUUUUAUCCUGUACACACAAGGUGUUUUGGGUCAGAAACAGAGUUCUUACUAAAUAUUUACAGUAAAUUAAGUGGGUUGGUUCCCCUUGUCCCAUUCCUUGACCCCAGGGCAACUUGAUGAAUACUAAAGGAUAAUUUUCCUACAUGACUGGCCAAACACCCCUACUAAGGAGUGUUGAGGAAAAAUGAUUUAUCUUUGCAUAAAAGGAGGCUGUCCUCCACCCCUCCUAAAAGGGUCUCCUCCUUAGACCUCCAGACCUUUGGUAUGUAUAUAAAAUCUCCCCAGGAGCCAAAGAGAUCUACUCCCUUUGAUUCUCAGCUUCUACUAUUUAGAGCUGUCUCCUCAUUCUGGGAUAGCCAUUCCAGUCUUCCUGGCACUGUGGGGACUUAACCUAGGGACUGAGAUGUGGUCAUCUGGCUUUCUCCAGGAGAUUAGAGAAGUCUUCCUAUCCUUUCAGGUCAGAGCAAUUAACUAGACACACUGCUACAUAAUCUAAUCCUCAUGGUAUGUAAAGAUGUUUCUGUGAGCCUAGGUCUUUUCAUAGAAACACUAAGCAAUCCAGGCAAGUUUAAUUUCCCCACAGACAUAUCCUAAGGACAAAAAGGACCACAAGGAAAUCUUUAACAGCAUUCAGUGAUCUUAUUUCUUAACAGUAUUAUUGAUACUGCUAAUUUUAAACUUUUACAUGUAAAUUAUAUGAUUAAAACAUCUAAGUAUGUCAAUAUCAGUAAGGGGUAAGAUAUCCAGUGUAAAGGGAACAGGGUUACAAAUAUAAAAUCAAAGGUCAGUAACACCAUGGCAAGUUUCAGUUUGGGAAAAAUAGGUCUGGACUCAUGAAGCAUCUUCUGCUUUAAAACAAUGCACUUUCUGCUUCUGUUCACUAAAGACACCUAGAAACCAAGACACUCCAGUAGAAAUGAGCAAGAAUGCGAGCGCCUUUGUGCCUGUCCAAUCACCAUCUGCCCCCCAUGGGGACCCACGUUUCUAAUACACAGUAGUUCUGCCAGGUUUUAUGCUUGUUAUCGAUGGAACAAUCCAGCAUGAACUCUUUAGUGCCUGCCUUCUCUAACUGUACCUAUGUUUGUGAGAUGCAUCCACGCUGUGUGUGGUUGGUUUGUUCAUUCUCAUUAUAUAGAGUGCUUGAGUGUCUGAAUAUACCAAAAUUUAUUCAUCCCCCCUAUUGUUGAUGGACAGUUUCGAGAAAUGGAAUAUUUCCUGCCAUAUCAAUAAGCAAAGGAUUUCACAGUCAUCAGCAAUUGCAGCCCUCCAACGUGAGUCUGUGAGCUCUGAGGAAACUCCGGAAGGAAAGAAUACCUGCCAUCUAGCAGCCAUCAGACUGCAGCCACUCCCUACGGUGAGCCCUGAGGAAACCUAGGAUGUGAAAAUACAGGAUACUGACCCCAGAUAGCUGAGGUGCAUAUCAAAGGAAGGAUUUCAGUGAGACCAGAAUCUUGCGUCUUCCCACACAUAGAAAAGCGCUAAAUUCCUAAACUUGGGAUAUCUGGUUUUCUUUAAUUUACAACAAUCUUUUGAUGUUCCCAACGACCUGCCCUUUGUUGCAAAACUUCUGUAUAACCUGACUCCCCAGUCGCCUUGUCUCCUCGGAGAGUUUUCUCCGGGUUACUUGAGAUGCUGCCUCCUGGGCUUGAUGUCCUAAAAAUUCCCUCCAAAUGAAAUAUAACUCUCAAAUUUUAGGUUGUGAAUAAUUUUUUAAGUCCACAGUUUCAUUGCUUCCAACUUGGGAUACAACAAAUAGAGCUCCUACAAACAUUUUUUCACAUUUUUUUUUGUUGAACAUAUGGUACUCUUUGUUGAAUAUAUGUAUUCUACAUAUAUAGACACAUUUUGUUACACCCAUGUUAUACAUAUGAAUAUAUGUGCAUAUACAUAGAGUGAAAGUGCUGGUCAUAAGGCAUGAAUAUUUUCAGCUUUAGUAAAUAUUGCCAACCAGUUAAUGAGAACAGUCAAGCAUUUAUCUUACCUUUCCCAUAAAAACUAAAUUUCAAGUUAACGAAAUAGUUGAUAACGGCAAGCUCCUAUUCACAGAAAGAUUCUUUCUAAUAAAUUAGGAGAGAAUGGUAAGAUAGAAAAUGACCAUUUUGCAAUCCCUAAUAAAGUAAUGGACCUAAGCACAGAUUGUCAUCAGCAAAUGCAAAACCACUGGGUAAAAGGGAAACGGAAAACUUUAAAAUGGAUGGAUUGGGGUGACAGCAUCUAAACCAGCUAAUCAAUCAGUACCGUAAACCAAAUGGACCACACAGAUAUUAUGCAAAGAAGAUGCAAAGAUCCAAGGAAGAGUCACCUCAUGAAAUAGACUUCCCAGAGUAAGACUACCUAAAUCUAAUCAAACAUCUAGAUCUACUUAUUGUAAACCCAUCUAACACUGUUCAGAAUAGAGUAGCGCCUGUCAAGGGCCACUAUCAAGUCUCUUUCAGACAUCUAAGGACUGGAAAAUUACUGAAGACAAAAAGUUACAGAUUCUCAGCACAUCCUGUAGAAGCACAGCCAGCGCAGAUACAGCUGUGGACCAGAACAGAUGUGAACCACCCCUCCUUGCUGCACCUUGCUCUUUGAAACCCAAUAAAAGACUCAAAGCCCCACCAUUUGGGGUCAACGCCACUCCGUGCGUCUGGCCCCUUUCCUCCCUUGGAAAGUGAAUAAAAACUUUCUUUUCUUCCCUUGUUAAUACUUCUGUGAAUUCUUUCACAACCCGCAUGGACUCACCUAACACUUAUCAUAAGAAAUGCAGGGCAAAGAGGAACAAUUCAAUGAUACCACAAAAAAGCAAUCCACCACAUCUAGAAUGUGGUAAAUCCUAAGGAAUAUUGACCUGGUUACUCCAACAAAGUAUUUAAUUUUUUUUAAAAAAAAGAGGAGAGCUACUUUUUACACUUAGGCCAACCAACCAAAUGAAGUGUGUGCAUUUAGGUGUAUCCUAAUUUGAAUAGAUUAAAAGGGAUAUUUUUGAGACAAGCAGGGGAAUUUGAAUAUAGACCAGGUAUUAGAUGAUAUUGGGGAAUUGUUGCUAAUUUUUUUAGGUGUGAAAAAUGGUAUUUUGAUAAUGUAAUAGAAAGAAAAAAAAUGCACAUUUAAGUAUUUACCAGGAAAAUGAUCCUUUAAAAUGUAGGUAAUAUUUAAAAUGUUACAGUUUAUUAAAAAAGCAGAGGAGGGCUUCCCUGGUGGUGCAAUGAUUAAGAACCCACCUGCCAAUGCAAGGGACACGGAUUCGAGCCCUGGUCCGGGAAGAUCCCACAUGCCGUGAAGCAACUAAUCCUGUGCGCCACAACUACUGAGGCUGCUCAGCCCCUGCUCGCCACAACUAGAGAAAGCCCGCGUGCAGCAACAAAGACCCAACGCAGCCAAAAAUAUCAAUCAAUCAAUAAAUCAAAGCAGAGGAGACCGAUAAAACAAGACUGGCAAAAUCUCAUUGAUUGCUGCAGCAGCCUGUUCAUUAGUGUUCACUAGUAGUCUCUUUCUGUUUAAAAUUUUCCGCCAUAAACAUUACUUUAUAAUUUUUAAAAUAAAUUUACAUCAUUCCAAGUGAUGUAGGAUAAAAUUGUGCUUCAGGGGAAAACUGUGCACUGUAUGGACUCCAGAGCACUCCCUCUGAAUUAUCUGAUUCUAUUUCACAACACCAUAAAUUAUAGCUCACUGAUGGCAAUGACAGCUACCUAAAAGCAUGCAAAUUCUGCCCUACCUGGUAGAGUUUCAAUUGGCCUCCUCCCUUCACGGUGGAAGAAGUUAGUUUUGUCUCCAUGUGCACAUUCAUUUCAACAUCCUUUAUUCCAUGUAAAUGUGUGCUAUUUUGAUUUCUCCUUUGAGCCUCAUAACAUCUGCCUGGUUCCCUGCUUACAAGUUAA